This is a messenger RNA of Oncorhynchus keta (chum salmon), 6498 nucleotides long. Its product is annotated as TBC1 domain family member 10A-like. The record is from RefSeq and is a predicted model, not a curated record. Lineage: Eukaryota; Metazoa; Chordata; Actinopteri; Salmoniformes; Salmonidae. The transcript has 10 exons. Bases 978 to 3365 code for a protein of 795 amino acids.
CCGAUCGCACUAACAGGAGCGCGCACGUGGCUGUCAGCAGAAGGAAAUGCAGGCGAUUUGUGCUAAAUGUCUAACAGCACCACGACCACACUGAUUGUGAAGGACAGUUUGGAAGAAAGGAAUACCAUUUGGUCGUAAAAUGAUAUACAUUUGUAAGAUGUAAACUCUCUGCAGUUAUGUCAGAGAGUAACCCAAACAGACAGCUAGGUUAACAACACUCGCCUAACAUCAUUAGCUAGCAAGCUAACUAACUAGCUAGUUUUGGGGGACAUUGCGCCUCCUAACCUGCUCAGCCGUUGUCUAUUUAUUUUCCCUUUGUUGCCUGGACAGUCCAGCUUCUCAUUGUCGUGCUUUCAUUGAACGGAGGAGCUUAGCGGACCGGAACUGUGGGGGGCCCGCGGACAAACCCCCUGCCCUGGGCGUCCAGGCGGACGGAUCACGUAGACACGCGGGCCGUGGGAGAAAAUAAGGAGGCGCCAUGGCCGAAAUCUCCGCCCUAAUCCCCUCACCUCCAGCUAUAGGUGACACACAUGCUGCCCCCUCCUUCCCCAUACCCUCUACUGCCCCCCCUCCUCCCAGCAGCACCACCCCAGAGCCCCCUAAGGAGAACCCAAUCCCCAAGUCCUCUCUGUACCGUGACAAAGCUUCUCUGACAUUAACUGUACCAGGAGAGACGCUUCCUUCUCACCCUCCUUCUCCCAAGUCUCCCAAGAGAGGGGGGAGAGGACCUCCACCGAGUCCCCCCAAACGCGUCUCAUCAGCGUUAACUCCAGAGACUCCAGUGCCCCCACCUCUAAUACCCCCAGAGAGACCUGCCCCCUUACCUGUAAUAGCCCUAGAUACUCCUGCCAUCCCACCUGUAGAUGUAGUAUUGUGGCAGAGGGAGGGAGUGAAGGAGACAUACAUGGGGGCAGGGGCCAGCCCAGUGUUGGCUGUAAAACAGGAAGUGAGUAACCCAGGGGGCAAGGAGCUGUUGAAUGCCCUUAGAGGGCCCUACACAGGCCCACAGUGAGCAAGAGGUACAGGGGGUAACACAGCAGACUACCAGCCCCUCCUCCUGUCUUAAUCUCACCCCUAAUCUCUACCCCAGUGUUCAUGUCACUGUGAACACUAAUCCUGCUACUGAUUAUGCUCAGCCUCAGUCUAUGGUGGAAUCUCCCCCUCCUCCUGCCCCCACUUACACUCCCCCUCCUCCUGCCCCCACUUACACUCCCCCUCCUCCAGACUCCACCCAAGCAGCUGCAGCCCCUGAAGCACAAAAUCGUCAGCCACCAGAAGAAAGCCAAAACCCUCCCACACUGGACACCCCCAGCCUGUCUCCCAUACCUGAGACCUCAAGCCAAUCUCCCAGAAGGGCAGAGCUACCCAACACCCCCUCCAGAGCAGGGCACACCAGCCCCCCAGUGAUCCAGGAACCUCUCUCCCUGCCCUACCCCAGAGCCCCAGCCCCAGACACCCUCAGCUACUUGGAGUCAGCCAGCAUGAUGUCAGGGACCCUGGAGUCUCUGUCUGGCCUGGGGGAGGAUGGAAGCUCCAUCGGGUCAGACUCAGAGAUCAACGGCCUGGCUGUCAGGCGCACUGACAAAUAUGGCUUCCUCGGCGGGACCCAGUACAGCGAGGGCAGGUGGGCAUGUGAUAAGGACAUCAGAGUUGAUGUAGCACGGCAGAGAGAGCUGAAAUGGCUGGACAUGUUCAACAAUUGGGACAAAUGGGUCUCAAGACGCUUCCAAAAGGUGAAGUUGCGCUGUAGGAAGGGGAUCCCCUCUUCUCUCAGGGCUAAAGCCUGGCAGCUGCUCUCCAACAGCAAGGAGCUCCUGGACUCCAACCCCGGCAAGUUUGAGGAGUUGGAGAGGGAGCAGGGAGACCCUAAAUGGUUGGACAUUAUAGAGAAGGACCUGCAUAGACAGUUCCCCUUCCAUGAGAUGUUUGCUGCUCGCGGUGGACACGGGCAGCAGGAUCUGUACCGGGUACUGAAAGCCUACACAGUGUACAGACCUGAAGAGGGAUACUGCCAGGCCCAGGCCCCGGUGGCUGCUGUCCUGCUCAUGCACAUGCCUGCAGAGCAUGCCUUCUGGUGUCUGGUGCAGAUCUGUGAGACGUACCUGCCUGGAUAUUAUAGUGCUGGAUUGGAAGCAAUCCAGUUGGAUGGAGAGAUCUUCUUCUCUCUGCUACGUCGUGUCUGUCCCAUGGCCUACCGUCACCUGAAGAAGUUUAAGAUAGACCCCAUUCUCUACAUGACCGAGUGGUUCAUGUGUGUCUUCUCACGCACCCUGCCGUGGUCCUGUGUGCUACGUGUGUGGGACAUGUUCUUCUGUGAGGGAGUGAAGAUAGUGUUCCGUGUGGGCCUGGUGCUGCUCAAGCAGAUGCUUGGCUCGGUAGAUAAACUGCGGGAGGUCCAGGGCAUGUACGAAACCAUGGAGCGCCUCCGGAACAUCCCACCUGAGUCUGUCAGAGAGGACCUAUUGGUGCAGGAGGUGGUGUCCCUGGCAGUGACCGAGGCUCUGAUCGAGAGGGAGUGCAGUAUUCAGGUAAGGAAGUGGAGGGAGUCCAGGGGCGAACUGACCCACCAGCCUGUCCGAAGGCUCCACGGGACACGGGACAUCCACGAGCACAAGCGUCGGGCCUCCGCCAUCAGCUCCGGGGGUAGCUUCUCCUUCCUGGGGUCCAUCCCCCCUCCAGGGCCCCUCAGGGCCUCCUCCAGCCUGCUCUCCCUCCCCGGCUUCCGCAAGUCCAAAACCCCCUUUCGUUCUCAGAAGAUGGGCUCCUUCUCUGGGGCCUCUGGGAUGGAGGCCAUGCAGCGACAGAACCCCUCAGCGGCAGCUUCAAGCCCACCCAGAGGCCCUGCCCACAAACCACCCAUGUCUAGUGGCUCUGUAGCUAGGGCGCCUGCCUCUCAGAGUCCUUUGGUUGGGUCUGGUCCAGGCCCCUCUUCUGGCCCAGCCCAGACCUCAGCACAGAGCCAGCCUGGUGCAUCAGCCCCAGUACACCAUACACCACCAAACACCCUCUCCCCCAAAGUUACUUCUGAGCAGAUCACACCCACCAUCCCAUCACCCACCGCUAACAACACGCCUCUGCCCCCGUUCCCAGACGGAGGGAGAGGAGGAGGCGCAGCAGCAGCUACAGGAGGAGAGGAUGACAGGAAGACGAAGAGGAGCAAGGAAGACAAGAAGAAAGAGAAGGAGGAGGAGAAGAGGAAAGAGAAGGAGAAGAAGAAGGACAAAGCAGACAAGGAGAGCCAGAAGAAGGAGAAGGAGCGGGCAGAGAAGGAGAAGAAAAAGGAGAAGGGGGGGAAGAAAAAGGACAGAGGGGGAGGAGAGGCAGAGGAGAAGAAUGGAGCCACAGCACCAAGAGAUUCUGCCUAGUUUCUCCUGUUUUCCUUCAGAAAGAAAACGGAGAAGGAAAAAAUGAGGACAUGGAAACAAAAGACCCCCAGAAGUAGAACGAGAGAGAGAAAAGGAGAAGGCCUCCUGUAUAGUGCAUCUUGAGGACUACAUAUAGUCAGGAGACAUCUGGAUCAUGGUUUUAUUAGCACCCCGGGGGUCAUACAACCCCCCAUGCUUUCUUCAUCAAUGAGUUUGAAUAAUUAAGAUGGGACACGUUUCCUUUUGCAACUGGAGAAUUGUCUGUGUGGUUCACUAUGGAUCUCCCAAGAUCACACAACUGUUUUCUCAUUUAGUUUAUUAUUUUAUUUAGUUUUUAUCAGACUAUAGCCGGUGGACAGACAAGCCGUUGGACAUAGAGUAGGUGGGAGUUAUAGAUUGGGUGUAAAUAGAACAUCCUAAAUCCAUGUAGGACCCUUGAGUCGUUCCCCAUAAUGCCCUGUCGUGUUCAGUUUGUGGUCAGAUGUCCAACCGGAAUGCCUGCAGAUAAAAGUAAACAAUUAAAAAAAUAUCUCAAACCCAGGCACUGAAGAGCGUGAUUGCUGGUAGUACUCUGGUAUUUGGAUGUCUGGGAGGACCUAUUUAUUGUAGUGUUAAGUGUUGUGUGAGUGUGUGCCUUAGUAGCGUAGUGAGCUGAGUUACCGUUCAAUAUUGCCACCCAUUUUCUCUGAUCUUUCUCUCAUGUCUUUGUCUUCUUUUUUGAGUUGCUUGUUUUCUCCCCCCUUUCUCUCAUCUCUUGAUCUCUAGUCCUCUGACCAGUGACUAAAGGUAAAUGGAGAGAUGUACACUGCGAUAGGGAGGGUUUGUAAGGAGAGGGAGAAAUGAACAUGACAUUCUGAGCCUUGACAGACAGACAUGCAUGGAUCAGGGUGGCACCUCCCUAACAACACGGUGUGAUUUAAUUUUAGAAUGUACUUUUUUUUUGUCUUUUCAAGUUUCUCUUGAGUGUGUUUAUAGUGGGAGAUGAUAAUAGAUACUGGUAGUUUAGCGAGGGAGGGUCCUUCUGUAUUCAAUGACAACUCUGAAUCUGCCCGUCAGACCAAAUGUCCAUCUAUUAUUUUUCUUCUUGUGAUAAAUUAAAUAAUAUAUAUUUUAUUUAGCCAAAUAGUAAUAAGGGUGAGGCUUUUAGUAAAUUAACCCAUUGGAAUGUGAUCUAUUUAGAGUGAUUUGAGAAACUUAAGUUGGCCACUCCUGUUUGGUAGGUAGGUAGGUUGUUGAAUCUCAUCUGGAUAGUUCAUACAGAAUGAUAGAGGCCUCUAGUGGCCAAAGGGCUGUUUUAGCAUGAGCAGGGCCAUGAGGGCUUCCACCAUUUGAAUGUAGUCAACAUGGUGGGACUUCCAACUUCAUUGACUGAUCCCUACUGGUGAUCCUGUUGGAGUUGUGCAACCAGGACAUCAGGAGGGAUUAGCCAAUCGGGAAGAAGAAAAUUGACUACUUUGAAAUGGAGAUUGCCUCAAUGAAGCUGUCACAGAUGCUAUAAUGGCACAGAUACAAUGAUGAGGCCUAUUUCCAUCUCUAUGGGAUAGUUUCACCUCGUACACCUGCGCCUAUAGGACCCAUAGGAAGCCACUUGGUGCUGGGCGGGUCAGGCUUGCCAAUGUAGCAUUAACCUCUGAACUCUGACCUUCGGGCUAUGAUGUAUUUAUGUACAAAGUUGGUUAAUUUAAUCAGAUAUUAUAUAUGUAUUCUUUAUUUUGGAUCUGACUGCUAUUUUUCUAUGCGAGUAAAGUACACCUGGUUAACUGGAAGGAUGGCUGGUGAUGUGAAGCCCAGUUUGAGGAUAAUGUUAAGUAUUGUUUUUUUUUUAGAUACUGGUAUGGCUGUUUUGAUUUCAUUAUUGCACAUUUGUCCUCAUCUUCUAAGAUAACAAAUCCUGUUUAUGUCAUUUCAUAUUUCAAGUUUACUGUGGUAGCUAUAGAUAAUGUUAGGUCCACAAUUCUCCAUUUACCUUAUUACAGUAUUAAACCUGACAGUGGUUGAAGAACAGGGGAAUGACCAUCAACUAAGAUUCACAUGAGUAUUUUAGAUAUGACAUAAUUUGAGUGAGCCGAAGGUCAUAAAGUACUGUAUAAGAAACUGGGAGGCAUUUAGUCAACUCUGACAAGGGUUGUAAAUUGAAGAUAUGAAGUUGUCUGUCUUUGCUAGUAUGUUGUAACCAACCACCAUGAUGAUGUUUUAAUAACUCCCUAACCCACUCACACAGUGUUAUGUAAAGUAUCUAUACUGUACAUUAGAUGGAUAGUGUCGGUUAGUUACUGUAACACCAUUCCUUGGUGGAACCCGUUGAUUCUCAACACUGAUUCUCUGUACUGUUUUUGUAGGAGAGGAGGGUCUUUAGUGUAAUCGUAGCCAAAAUGUCCUUUUUGUCCACUUUGUCUUUUUUCCCAACUAGUGUUAUUUUUUUAAGCCUCUGCUUUCCCCCUUCUUCCUCCACAUUUUGCUUCGUCUUCUCAGAAUCACUUGGAUCGGAGUAGAGUCGGCGAAGAUGACUUGAACAUGUUUAUGCAAACCUUACUGUUCACAAAGCAUGUUGUCAAAUAGCAGCACUGACGGCCAGCAAUGCUACUGCUGAGAUCAGUAGUUUUCAUGGUAAUAAUUAGAAGUUGGAGAACCCUGAGAAUGCUACAGAACCAAUCUGGAUAGAGCAAUAUUUAUCCAAGCAGGCCCUGGUUUCAUCCAAUUGGGUAGGCUCCUUAAGGUCCUCAAUUCUAUGUUGAGUCAUCAAGAGGUCGUGACAGUCAUCCUGUCAUUGCUCCCAAAUUGAUCAGUCCUCACGCAUGAAAUAGCCAGGAUGAGUCAACAGAGACAUUUAGGUCCUGAGUGGAUUUCUGCAUUGGUCCUGAAAUCCUUGAGCUUGAUUGCUUUUAAUCGGGAGUGUCCCACUGAUUAGAUUUUUUAAAAGGUUGUUGCUGUUAUGUUUUUCUAUUUUGUCAUGGUUUCUCCCCAACUGUAUGUCUUUUGUUGUUUUAAGUUUACAUGGAACUGUUAUUGGUGGGAAAAAUAAAAUCCUAGAUAAUGAAAUGCAUUCCUUACCUGCAGAAAAUCUACACAAUGUAUUUCAUUAAUAAUGAUAAUGACAGUUGUGAUGAAUAAUAAACCAUAAUAUAUUAAAGAA